This is a messenger RNA of Lates calcarifer (barramundi perch), 6322 nucleotides long. It is a transcript of the gene mctp1a, whose product is annotated as multiple C2 domains, transmembrane 1a. NCBI's taxonomy places the organism in Eukaryota, Metazoa, Chordata, Actinopteri, Centropomidae. Gene Ontology annotation, molecular function: calcium ion binding. The transcript is spliced from 22 exons. Gene Ontology annotation, biological process: regulation of neurotransmitter secretion. The coding region runs from base 424 to 3195 and encodes 923 amino acids. The record is from RefSeq and is a predicted model, not a curated record. Gene Ontology annotation, cellular component: synaptic vesicle membrane.
UAGAACAAUUAAUGAGGAAGUUUGCCUAAACCCUGGUUAAACACAGUGGACAGAGCAGGGACGCAAAGACCGACAAGAGCCAAGCGGAGCAGUAAGGCUACUAAGCAUUUUUAGGUGAUCUUGCAGAAGUCACUGCAUGAGCUCCAACUUCACCACUGAGAUGAGAUGAGAUGGGGCUGUUGCCUGCCGUCUGACAAGCGUGCACAGUGUGUGACACAAAAAUUUACAGUGUUGCCUGCAUAGGCAUUCUACAAGCUUCGCUGUGAGACUAACACCCCCUUCAUCAUCACACGGUGCGUCUCGGUCUUGGCGCUCUACACUGAUCAUCAGUGGAAGUGUACUCCCCGAGCCGCAGCAGCCCAACUGUGACAUCCCUCCACUACACAGAGUGUGCUCAGGCUGGCUGGCUGCUGCACAGGCACCAUGGAGCAAAAAUCACCCAAGGAUGAGAGCACUGCCAAAGGACAAGAGUCUCUGUCCUACCAGCGGAGGAUGUGGAAGAAUUUCCAGGAGAAAACUAAGCCUUGGCUCAGUCCUAAACUGGGAUCGGAGCGUCGCGGUGCCGGGGGCGCGGAGGGCAGCAAAAAGGAAUCGGGGCUAUGGAUGUUUAAGAGGAAAAAGAAACAGUUGGACCGGGUGUUUUCGUCGUCUCAGCCGAACCUGUUCUGCUCAACGCCGGUGCCUUUUGAGGGAGAUAAGUCGAUUGGAAGCGACGCGGUCCCCGGCACCAGCACAGACGGACAGCCCCUGCUGCAGCCCCUCGGCGCAGCUUCUGGAGCCACGGGGAGCAAGCCCGAGCUGACGGCGCACGGAAGCCCCAAACUCCCCGUAUCCCAGCUGAUCACGUACCAGCAGAAGAGCUCCUCUCUCGGCUCGGCGUGCUUCGAGAAGCUGGUAGUGGACCCGGCCGUGGUGGUGGGAGAGGAGGAGCAGCUGCGUAAAAACGCAAGUGAUUCUGGCAUCAGCAUAGUGGGGCCCAGUAAUGCAGAAGCCUUGCCGCGACCUCCUAGUCCAGCCAUGUACCAGCUGGAUAUUGUCCUAAAGAAAGGGAACAAUCUGGCCAUCCGAGAUCGGACAGGAACCAGUGACCCAUAUGUGAAGUUUAAGAUUGCAGGGAAGGAGGUGUUCAGAAGUAAGACCAUCCAUAAGAACCUCAACCCAGUGUGGGACGAGAGAGUAAGCCUACAUGUGGAAACCCUGAGGGACCCACUGUAUGUCAAGGUUUUUGACUAUGACUUUGGACUUCAGGAUGAUUUCAUGGGUUCAGCAUACCUCUACCUGGAGUCAUUGGAACAUCAAAGGACACUGGAUGUGACGCUGGACCUGAAAGACCCACAGUAUCCUGAACAUAACCUGGGCAGCCUGGAACUAGCUGUCACACUGUCACCGAAGGAGGGAGACUUUAGGGAUGCUACCAUGCUUUUGAGAAGGAACUGGAAACGAUCUAGUAAGUAUCAGAGUAUGCGUCUGUCAGAUGUGCACAGAAAAGCCCAGCUGUGGCGAGGUAUAGUCAGCAUCAGUCUGAUAGAAGGUCGUGGCCUGCAGCCCAUGGAUGCCAAUGGCCUCAGCGACCCUUACGUCAAAUUCAGGAUGGGGCACCAGAAGUACAAAAGCAAGACAAUUCCCAAAACACUGAACCCCCAGUGGAGAGAGCAGUUUGACUUCCAUCUGUAUGAUGAGCAGGGAGGCUACGUGGACAUAACAGUCUGGGACAAAGAUGCUGGCAAGAAGGAUGACUUCAUGGGAAGGUGUACCAUCGAUCUGUCGCUUCUCAGUAAAGAACACACACACAAACUGGACCUGCCACUGGAGGAGGGAGAAGGUGUGCUGGUGCUCCUGGUAACACUCACUGCCUCUGCUGCCGUUUCCAUCUCAGACCUGUCAAUCAAUAUGCUGGACGACCCGCAUGAGAGACACCAGAUCAUGCAGAGAUAUAGCCUGUGGAGGUCAUUCCACAACCUGAAAGAUGUCGGUGUGGUGCAGGUAAAGGUCAUCAGGGCUGAGGGACUGAUGGCAGCAGAUGUCACAGGUAAGAGUGACCCAUUCUGUGUGGUGGAGCUGAGUAACGAUCGGCUGCAGACUCACACUGUCUACAAAAACCUCAACCCAGAGUGGAACAAGGUCUUCACUUUUAAUGUGAAGGACAUCCAUUCGGUGCUCGAGGUCACUGUUUACGACGAGGACCGAGACAGAAGCGCAGACUUCCUGGGGAAAGUGGCUAUUCCUUUACUAAAUAUCCAAAAUGGAGAACGCAAAGCCUACGCCUUGAAAAGCAAGGAGCUGACAGGGCCAACAAAAGGGGUCAUCUUUCUCGAAAUAGACGUGAUUUUUAAUGCUGUGAAGGCUGGUCUCAGGACGUUGAUUCCCAUCGAGCAGAAGUAUAUCGAGGAGGAGCCCAGAGUGUCCAAACAGCUGCUGUUGCGUAACUUCAACCGAGUUAGGCGCUGCAUCAUGUUCCUUAUCAACACAGGCUGCUACAUCAACAGCUGCUUUGAAUGGGAGUCUCCACAGAGGAGCAUCUGUGCUUUUGUGCUUUUUGUCAUCGUCGUUUGGAACUUUGAACUCUAUAUGAUACCCCUGGCGUUGCUGCUGCCUUUGGCCUGGAACUACAUCCUCAUCGCGUCGGGGAAGGAUACCAGGCAAGAUGUGCAAGCAGUGGAAGACCUGCUGGAGGAUGAGGAUGAGGAUUUUGACAAAGAUGACAAGGAUCCUAAACCAGGCCCCUGGGAGGACAGCUGUGAUAAAAACCAUAUCCUCGAGGAUAUGUUGGCUUCCUGGCACUUUGAGUGGAUACGAACGAUGGUGGACUCGGAGAGAAAGGGCUUCAUGAACAAGCUUUAUGCCAUUCAGGACGUGUGCAUCAGCGUGCAGAAUGCACUGGAUGAAGUGGCCUCCUAUGGCGAGAGGAUAAAGAACACAUUUAACUGGACUGUGCCUUUCUUAAGCUGGCUGGCUAUUGUGGCUCUAGGAGUGGCCACCAUCAUCAUCUACUUCAUCCCUCUACGAUACAUUGUGUUGGCCUGGGGGGUGAAUAAAUUCACCAAGAAGCUACGAGACCCUUACACCAUUGACAACAACGAGCUGCUAGACUUUCUGUCCAGAGUGCCCUCAGAUGUACAAGUGGUGCAGUACCGAGAGCUGAAACUGGAUCCCAAUCCCAGUCCAAAUAAAAGGAAGAAAAACAACCCCGGGUAGAUGACUGUGUCCGCCCACCAACUCCUCUCUUCUCCACUUUUCUUCUCACUGUCUAUUACUGGACACUGAGGAGCAGAGGAAGACGGCUGUGGACCAGCUCAGCUCAACUGUCCUUCCUUUUUUCUUUCCCAUUUUCCUCUCUUAACCCUUUUUUCUGUCUUUAAUUACUCGUGAUGUACAGUACAGUUUCCUGAUGUGUAAUUUUUGUAUAAAACAAGACAAGAAAUCCCUUGAAUUAUUAUCUCCAUUAUGCUUUUGAUUGAUUUUAAACACGAGGGGGGAUGAUGGCUGGAAUGACCUUUUUAUCAGCCGUGUGAGCCACUCUCCUCGUUUCUUCUCUCCAUCACCCUGACAGCUCGGUGGACUCUGUCCAUUCGCUUGCCACAAGUGUCACACAAUGAGUAAAACGACUUUUAACAUUUAUACUCAUGGUUCCAAAAAAAAUAUUUAGUGCAUCCAUGUUUAUCAAAAUAUAAGCCUUACACUAACAUUCAGCAUUAUCACUCUGCAAAGGACUUUAAGUUUUUUUGCUCAUUGUAGUUAUUUAGUGAUUUUUAGUAAUAUGUUUAUAUUUUCUAAUUGUUUUUGUACUGAAGUAUCUUUUCUUUCCUUCCCUUCUUGGAUGUGGUAAUGAUGUUAUGUUCACUGGCAGUAAUUUGGAUCGCCUGCACUUAACUCAGCCAGCCAAGUUGAUUAGCAAUUAUGGUGGUAGCCUCCAGAUAUGUCCUUCUACACAAACACAAAACUGGACCAACAAGCUGAGGGCUUGUGGUGCUAUCUGUCUGUGCUUUCAUACAAUGGCCAAAUUAGCUUUUUUAAAGACUUGACUCCAAAACAAACAAACAAAAAUAUAAUUUAAUAAAAUAAAAUAAAAAAAUCAAACCACUGUGGACAGUGAAAUUAGUUAAGUACAGUGAGUCUGUAUUUCUUAAAAUAGAUUGCGAUUGCAUAAUCAUCAUUAAAUAGUACCCACAGGAAAAAAGAACAACACUGGUAAGUAUUAGGCAGUUGGUUUGAUGCCCUGAACAUUUAUCGCUAUUAAAUGCCCAGAUAGCUUAGCCUCGCUUAACCUGUUAAAAACAUGUCAAAGCCACCAUCAGUCAGUCAGACAGUCUGUCAGGAGGCGCAGCCGACUGGGCCUUCUGCUGUCGUGGUGUUAAUAUAGAUGUCACCCAGUUUAUGCAGAGUGUCGCCAGGCAGGCAGGCCUUUAGGCAGCUGCAGCCCUAAUCUUGUUUGAAAGGCUGGUCUCCUUUCCUCUCGUCUCCCCGUGUGUUUGCCUCGGCGGCCACACACGAAAGCGUUCACAUAAGCAUGAGAAUGCAUGCACACACAUACACACACACACACACACACAAAAAAAAAAACUCUCACGUGAAUAAACAGCUCCCGUACCGAUACCGUACCUACUUGUGCACAGAUGAAAACAUAACAUCCCAUUUGAACAGGCACAUUCUCUCAGGCACACACAUACACACAAAUAUGCUCUCUGUGAUGCUGUGCCCCAGGCUGGCCGCCCUCUCCAUCUGCCCCACCUCCUGUGCCCACAGCUCAACUUUGAUCUGUCUUUCCAGAGACAGAGGCUUGUAUAUGUGAACUGUGCAAGAGUGUUUGCGUAUACACGUUUAUGCAAUCAAAGACAUGUUGCUUUUCUCAGCGCUGGUGUGUGUUACAAUUGUAUCUCCCCUCCAGCUGUAGACUGAUGCGUAGAUUUAGUCGGUCGGUAUGUGUGUGCAUGUGUGUGUGUGUGUGUGUGGUGUAGCAGACGUGCCAGCUGUUAUUUGGUGUGCUGGUGUAGAGGGCCGUCAGCUAGAUGAGCAGCAAGUCGCUGUGUGACAAGACAAGGCUCUAAGGGGACUUAGGCCUGAGAUGUCAGGGACGGAAGGAUAUGUGUGUGCGUGUGUGUUUUAUGCUAUUUCAGAUCCGUCUUCCCAGCCUCUCUCCGUUUGCUCUCUCUGCGGUUCCCUCAUUCGUCAGUGAGCGGGGUUGCGACCCUGUCUGAAGGGACGGUCUCCUGGGCUUCUAGUUGAGCAUCUGUUGAAAGAUCACAGCUCAGGCUACAUUUGAGGAGGUCUCCUCUCAUCCUACUGAUCCCUGCCUCCACCCCCUGCCACCACAUCUUUUUGUUCCCUUUUACCCCCUUUGUCUGUCUGUUUGUCUGUCUUUCCGUCUAUCUUUAUCACUCCUCAGCCCCCUCAGCAGCAAUUCGAGCUCUCUUCUGCCAUUUUGUCAUCCUCUUGUUCUGCCUGUCUGUCUGCAUGCCAUCACCUCUCCUGCUCUGCUGCCCGCUCCCUCCCUCUUUACCCAUCCAUCUCCAUGCUUAAAUAUCAACAGGCUCGGAUCCGUCACUCCAGAGGGCCAUUGAUUUUGUUUUGUUGUUUUGAGGAAUCCACUUGAAAGACAAUAACAGACUGUCCCCCAAGAGCAGCGUCGCAGACUGAUUAUAGCCUCCUCAACAAACACACUCUGUGGCUUGUGAAGGAUGGCUUUUUAUAAUGCCUGAAGGGACUGUUUGAAUACCUGAUACGUAUAUGUUUACUACUGUAUGUAGUUAUUUUACAGCAAAUUGUGGUGACUAUUGUGUGGUAUUGCAUCCGAUACUGUCUUCUACUUUUUUUUGGUCAUUUAUUAUUUGGUUUUGGCUCUGUUUGCAAGCAAACCAAAGUGUUUUUAUUUUGUAUGUUGAAGAGAAAAUACAUUAUAUAAAGGAAUGUAUCAGACUGACAGCUGCAAAGGAAAAAAAGCACUUUUAUUUGCACCAGUUUGAAAUGAGACUUUAUUUUUUAAAUGAUACUGUACAUAGCCAACUACUUAUUAAUUUAUGGUUGUAUUUUAUACAGUAUGCCUGUUGAUGGUCUGGUGAUAUUAUAAAGUAGGUGUAUGCCUGCCUCAUUUUUUUUAAGAUCUGUCUUUUUCCGCCUGCAACGUUGCCUGCCUGUGACAUCAUCUUCAUGUGCCCAGUUCUGACCAGUGACAUGAGCUGAGACGUGAGUAGGUCAGGAGGGGUGAAAGAAAAUAUGAUGUAUAUUUCUGGUUUGAGAAAUUAAAUGCAUCUGAUGUAUGUUGCUUAUUUUGAAAAAAAAGGAAAGAAAAGACAAACAUGAGAUUAAAUAUUUUUUAUCAUCUUCA